CCUCGAGUCCGCUGCUGAGUGCAGCGGGCGUCUGAUGCAAGGCAUAUGCAAUUGACGACGACUCUCAUUCUUUUCAUGCUGCGCGAUGUUAUCCUUGACUCGGCUUUUUGCUCUGCUGGCGCUUCGUUCUCGGCCAUGCCUCUGGUCCUGUUGCCGUCCAACACUGUCCUCAGGCCAAAUCCUCAUCGUGAAUCACUCGUUGUCGUCCAUCUUUUCAUUUGAUGCCCACCGAGGGUCUGUCAGCCACAUGCGCUUUAUUUCCAGCAAGAACGCAUUGCUUUCGAUCGGAGAGGACGAGAACGACAUUCCGGUCCUCAAGAUCUGGAAUCUCUCCAAGACCGACAAGCAGUCCAAGGCACCGGUCCUGAGCCGCUCGGCAAAGAUUCAGUACAGCAACAAGAUCUUCCCCGUCACGGCUCUGGCUUAUCUCGAGAACCUGGCCCAGAUUGCUAUCGGUCUCGAAAACGGUGUCGUCAUGAUCCUGCGUGGCGACAUCUCACUCGAUCGCUUCACCAAGCAUCGGGUAGUCCACGAAGGCAGCGAGUGCAUUACCGGUCUGGAAUAUCACGAAGAAGGCAAGGUCGUGACGCUCUUUAUCGUGACCCUGGCUUCCAUCAUCAAGAUGGUGACCUCAGGCGGGAAGGACACAAAAGAAAUUGUGGACGACUUUGGCGCCGACAUUGGCUGCACGAUCGCAUAUUCGCACAGCGCAAUGCAAGAGUUUCUUGUAGGCAAAAACGAGGCUAUAUAUUCGUAUGGAAUCGACGGACGUGGUCCCUGCUACAUCAUCGAAGACUUCAAGACAUCGAUGACGCUUUGCCGGCAGUAUGUGGCUGUCGUAUCCCGUGCCAAGAAGAUCAAAUCCGACCUCGUCCAGGCCCCCGACGCUCCUGAUGUCGAGAACUUUGUCCAAGGCGAGCCAGGCACAGUACUGACGAUCUAUGACCUAAAGAACAAGUUCAUUGCCUUCACAGGCUCCUUCGGCUCAGCCAGCCUCGCUGCAGAUGAGCUCGGGUCGGGCGUGCCUAUCACCAACAUCGUCAGCCAGUGGGACGAGCUGCUUGUAGUAACAGCCGAGCGCAAGGUCUACCGUCUCAUCGAGAAGCCCAUGCCCACAAAGCUUGAGAUCCUGUUCCGAAAGGACAUGUACACACUUGCCAUCAACAUCGCAUCCACCCCCAAGCCGUCAACAGAGUCUCACGCCCCCACGGCCCGAGCGAGCGUCGCGGAGUCCGAGAACCCGUUUGAUUACGAGAUUCUGGUCGAGAUCUACAAGCGCUACGGCGAUUUCCUGUAUGCUCGCGGCGAAUAUGACGUUGCCAUGCAGCAGUAUCUGCACACAAUACCGCAGCUGGAGGCAUCCUAUGUCAUCAUCAAGUUCCUGGACGCACAGCGGGUGCACAACCUGGCGUCGUAUCUGCAGGCGCUGCACGAAGAAGGUGCUGCCAGCGAGGACCACACCACGCUGCUGCUCAAUUGCUACGCCACCAUGAAGGACAUUCGCAAGCUCGACGAGUUCAUCAAGAACGACCAGGACCACAUUGCUUUCGACGUGCAGACGGCCAUCCGCGUUUGUCGCAAGGGCGGCCACUUUGAGCAUGCGCUCUGGCUGGCCAAAAGGUUCAAGGCGCACGACUGGUACAUGAAGAUCAUGGUUGAAGACCUGAAGCGAUACGCCGAGACGGUCGAGUAUCUGGGCGUGCUCAACAAAGAAGCCGCCGAGCUCGAGGUCGGCAGAUACGGCACCACCUUGCUAGAGUACUACCCGCAGGAGAUGACCGACCUGAUCGUCAGGCUCUGUCACCCUGGUCUCGUUAGCGGCGACGGUGACAGAGUCCAGCGGUGUGCCCCCGAGCGGUUCAUCCACUUGUUCGUUCAAAAGGGCAGCAAGUGGUGUCUGCAGUUCCUGGAGCGGAUUCUGGAGAAGCGGUGGGGGAUCACAUCCCGCGACACCCGCAAAGGCCAGUCCGGAUGGCCCGGUGGCGCCGAGACCGCCUCGGGUGCGGCCGAUUCAUCAACGGCAGUCCCGCUCGAGGAAAACGGGGAAGAACAGAGUCUACGGAUCGCCUGCCACACGCUCCUGGAGCUCUAUGUCAGCAACUGCACGCAAAUCAUCGAAGGCUCGACCGAAACGGUUACCCUUGAGAACGCCGGGGCUGCUGUCGACUGGAACGAAAAGGCCCAAUUUGAGCAGAAGGCCAUGAACCUUCUGCGACAUCCCAAAUCCCAGAUCGACCUGGACCACGCACUCGUCCUGUGCAAGACGCACAAAUUCCGCGCCGGCAUUCUCUAUCUGUACGAGCGCCUUGGAAUGUAUCGCGACAUUCUCCAGUACUACAUGGAUAUCGGCGACUCUGCCUCGCUCAUGGAAACGUGCUCAAAGUUUGGCGACGCCGACAGCACCUUGUGGACGCUGGCGCUCUCCUACUACUCCGAGAAAGGCACCGGGCCAAUCGAGAACCGGCAGGAGCUGUUGAACGUUCUGGAGAACAUUGAUCGGCGGAACUUGUUGGCACCGCUGCAGGUCGUCCAAGUGCUGGCCAAAAACUCGACCAUCACCAUCGGCAUGGUGAGAGACUACCUGAUCAAGCGCGUCGAGCGGGAGCGCAAAAUCAUUGAAGAGAAUCAAAAAAUGACAAAAAGCUACCAGGAAGAGACCGAGAAGAUGCGGCAGCAGAUUUCGGACCUGAAAACCAACCCCGUGGUCUUCCAAGCCACCAAAUGCUCGACGUGUCUCCAGCCCUUGGAGCUGCCGACCGUUCACUUUAUGUGCAAACACAGCUACCACCAGCGCUGCCUGGGCGAUGGCGACACCGAAUGCCCCCGAUGCAGUCCUCAGCACAAGAUGAUCCGGGACGUCAUGGCCCGGCACGAGCGGAACGCCACUCGCCAUGAUGUGUUCAAGAAGCAGCUCGAAGAACAUCCUGAGAACCGCUUUGGCGUGAUUGCGGAGUACUUUUCCAAAAACACCUUUGUGGUGCUCAAGCAGUCGCAGUAGUGGCAGCGUGCAUGCACCACCGCUGGUCUCUGUCGA
Polychytrium aggregatum is the source of this 3034-nucleotide messenger RNA. RefSeq lists its product as uncharacterized. Bases 86 to 2998 code for a protein of 970 amino acids. NCBI's taxonomy places the organism in Eukaryota, Fungi, Chytridiomycota, Chytridiomycetes, Polychytriales. The record is from RefSeq and is a predicted model, not a curated record. Gene Ontology annotation, molecular function: protein-macromolecule adaptor activity; protein binding. The transcript is spliced from 14 exons. Gene Ontology annotation, biological process: vacuole organization; organelle fusion; vesicle-mediated transport. Gene Ontology annotation, cellular component: endosome; HOPS complex.